AUGAAUCUCCUCUACUCGACCGUAAACACCCUGCGCGACCGCUACGCCCCGGUAUCGAACAAGUCGACCUUCCGCCAGACGGGCGAGAUCACCCCCGACGAGUUCGUCGCAGCGGGCGACUACCUCGUCUACAAGUUCCCGACCUGGUCCUGGGGCGACGCCGACGCCGACAGCCGUCGCGCCAGCUACCUGCCUCCUGGAAAGCAAUAUCUCGUCACCCGCAACGUCCCCUGCAACCGCCGGCUGGACGAUGACUUUGCUGGCGACGCGGGACACGAGGAGGCCGUCGUCGAGGGCGCUAGAGGCGGUGACGACGACGAGGAUGGCUGGCUGCGGACGGGCGGUCUGGCGAGCUCGCAGCCGCUGAAGGUGAAGGAGAUUCGGACGGUGGACGACUCCGGCAACGUCGGCGAGAGGGAGGUCGUCGAAGACGACGAGAUUCCGGACAUGGAGGACGAGGAUGACGACGAGGCUAUCAUUCCCGACGCAGGAGAGAACAAGAACAGUGGUCGCCGAACAUACACCCUCUACAUCAUGUACUCAGCCUACUACCGCACACCCCGCCUCUACCUGUCGGGCUACAACCCCAACGGGCAACCCCUUCCCCCAAAGUCGAUGAUGGACGAUAUUGUUGGCGACUACAAGGAUAAGACGGUGACGCUCGAGGAUUUCCCCUUCUUCGCCAACAACAUCAAGAUGGCGAGCGUGCACCCUUGCAAGCACGCCUCUGUCAUGAAGACACUGCUCGACCGCGCCGACGCCGCGCUCCGCAUCCGCCGUGAGAAGCUGAGGGCCGGCAAGGCCGUGGGGGGCGACCAGGGCAUGGAAGGUCUCGUAGACGAACUCGGUAAGCUCGAUGUUAAGGACGCCCAGGCCACCGCCGAUAAGAACGACGAGUGGGAGGAGGUCGAGCAAAGCGAGGUUGACGACCAGGAGGUUGCUAUCCGGGUGGAUCAGUACCUGGUUGUUUUCUUGAAGUUUAUGGCCAGUGUGACACCUGGCAUCGAACACGAUUUCACGAUGGGAGUGUAA
This is a messenger RNA of Colletotrichum chrysophilum, 1032 nucleotides long. It is a transcript of the gene ATG3, whose product is annotated as E2-like enzyme. The transcript is spliced from 3 exons. Gene Ontology annotation, molecular function: Atg8-family ligase activity. Lineage: Eukaryota; Fungi; Ascomycota; Sordariomycetes; Glomerellales; Glomerellaceae. Bases 1 to 1032 code for a protein of 343 amino acids. Gene Ontology annotation, biological process: nucleophagy; autophagy of mitochondrion; autophagosome assembly. The record is from RefSeq and is a predicted model, not a curated record. Gene Ontology annotation, cellular component: cytoplasmic ubiquitin ligase complex; cytosol.